UUUGCAAACUGAAUUGUUUUGCCUGUUGAACUUAUUUCAUAAAUACUUCGUACAGGCACUUUUUAAGCGUUUUAUGUGAUGCUUAAUAUGGAUUCACCAUUGAAUUUCAGAGCGCCAGCCGUCUGAGAAGAGUAUUAUGGUCUGUUAAGAGAUCAAGUGAUCGUGCACAGGAGAAAAUCCUGUCUUGUUUUCUACCUUCCGAGUUUUGUGGCGCAUGAAUAGGAUUUGUCUGUGGCACAGCGACUUUGAAUCACCCGUUGAGCAUCUCUAUAGGCUGGUAAAUGGAUAACUAGGAUUUGAGGAAUGCAACAUUACGAGUGCUUUUAAAAGAAGCAACCUUGCAUUGGGUAUUAUUUGACGCCAUUUGAAAAAAUACUCUACUGUUGACGUGACUUCUCGAGAAUUUUGUCAAAAACGCAUGAUGUCUACAGGGCUGGAGAAAGUGGAUACCAUAGACGAUAUACAAGAAGCUUGCGAAUUAGUUAAAUCUUUUGGUCUUUCAACAAAAGGCUUAGAUUCGUUAAAAGAGGUGAAGAAUAAACUUCGUGAGCAUUUAAAAGGGUUGGAGGAGACUUCGUCGCGAAAGAUUGGAGAGGUAUGCAAUCACAGCAACACUUUUUCAGUUCAGAUAUCCUGAUAUUUAUGCAGAAUAUGAUAAAUUAUCCGACUAUAUGUAAAUCUAAGCUGUCGGAGUACACAUUGUUUCGCUUGUUUUGCUGCUUUAAAGCAAAUUUAUCCAUUGUUAUUCUUGCAUAAUAUUUAGAAUGGUUUAAUAUCAUAAUGCGGUAAAAUUCAAUUGAAAUGUCAACACUGACCACAACUUACGGAGGUCUAAACAGAAAACUAUAGUUUAUGCAAGGAAUCAUCGCGAUCAUUGACCAAUAAACAUGUGCAUUCAAUCCGUAAAUACCAAAAUGGCUGCUUACCAAACGACUGUGGGUCAUUACCCAAACGGAUAUCAAAGCACGUUUGCUUAGUCAACAUUUUUGGAGAUUAUAUUUAGCUUUGCACCCCUUAACGUCUUAGAUAGCGAGACAAAAUCAUUAAACAUUACCAUGAAAUGCGUGAUCAAGAAUGAGGCAACGCAGGAAUGUAUCAAUACCGCUUUACCCAGUACAUGUUUCGUUUGGUUCUCCAGACUAUAGAUCGAUGGCUUCAUUUUCAUUUUUAUUCAACAAUUAGGACCUAUUGGCUUGCAGCAAUAGUGACGAUUUCAGUCCUUUUUUGAAGCUCUGAAGUCUCCGUAUCCUUCGAAAGAAUAUUCAUACAAAUGCACAAUUUGCUAAUCGAAAAUGGCAUCCCCUCUCCCCAUAAGGGUUUUGUCCAUAAAUAAUAAUUUUUUCAAACUUGUCAUUGUGGUCGAAGUAAUAUUUUCGACACGGAAUUUUGACGGUCUGUACAAUCGUUUUAUUCAUGUGUUCCAUGGAAUAUUUAGAGGAAUCGCUUGCGGGUCAAGGGGGGUUGGUGCUCACUCGCAGAGAGGUAGCCCGGCUAGUUUCAAUAUAUAAAAAGAGUGACUACUGUUUAAAGCUUCAAGCAACAGCUAAGUAUAUCCAAUGGGUUCCUCGAAAAAAACUCGUCAAACAUGCAAUAUUUAUCGCUGAUUUACAAAAUUGAAGAUCUGGAGGUGUUCAAAAUUAGCGCUGCUACCAGUCGUGAACCGGAAAGGCCUCUAAUAGGGAAAAAAACGUUUAGCAACGCUACCUGUGUUCACUUGGAUCAAAUGUAUUUAGUGCUAACUACCUUCGACAAUUUUGAUUGAGAUCUUUUUACUUGCAGACACACGAAGUUAUCUCCAACGCUGGGAAAUCGGACGCUGACAAACGCAGAAAGUUGCUCGAUCUUUAUAAAAGAACUGAGCUGUUCAUGGGUCAGUUUGAGGCGGAAUUUUUGGAAAUACUUGAAAAGAGCUUCGAAGACCUAAACAAAUCUUUGCAAGAGAGAAAACAGAAUGUUGAACCAAGUGAUCAGUACGUUGUUCUUGUUGCAGGUGUGUUUUGCUGUCAUCAGUAAAAGAGUUUCAUGUUCGCUUAGACUUGGGAUGCAGUCACAAUCGUUAUGGACGAGGUAUCAUUUCGAGAAGCAACAAAAAACGCCAUCAGCAUCUUAUAUUAAUUAACUCUCCUUUGCAUUACCGUAACUGUUAACAGACAAUAUUAUUUAGCCUAAAUUGUUAUAUAUAUCUCUGCAAAAGGUGGUUGGGCCUCUGGUUUUUUUUUUGUUAUCAUGCUCUCGCACUUAGUCACUAAUUUUAUAAGCCAGUUCAAGAUGAAUUAAAUCUUGCUCACAGGUAGUGUUUUUUGAUCUUGCUUUAACGCUUUCCAAGCUUCGAUUAUGCUUGGCCAUUGCCUUUUAUUUUAUGAUUCCUCUCUUGACUAGGUGAGACUAGCGCUGGAAAAAGCAGUGUAAUUAAUCUCAUCUUGGGAGAAGACCUUCUUCCCUCUAGAACACUAAGCACCACUUCCACAAUUUGCGAGCUGAAAUAUGGAGAAAAGCCGAUGGUCGGUGUACACUACAAGCCUAAUGGAACAAAAACUCCUGAACCAGCAUUCCACGAAUUGAAUGAUGGAAGUAAAACCUACAAAGAACAAAUAGAGAAGUUUGUGUACGUCAAAGAAGAUAGAGAGAAAACCCCUUACGAGAAAAUUGAACUGUUCUUUCCACACCCUUUAUUUAAGGUACUAACGAAGUUGAUAGAUGAAGCGAAAAAGUUGCGACCAAAUUUCGGAAUAAAAAAAUUCAGGAUCAACAGUAAACCUCUGCACGUAGCUCUAUGGAAUAAACUAUGGAGUUAGACUAUAAAGAUUGACACAGUUUAUUUCUGAAAAACUUUAGCGGUGUGUGAGGCGAAGAUAAUUUCAGUGAAAGGAAUAAUAAAUGUUUGUUCCAAAUUCUAUGGUUUCUUUGGUUACAGUGCAUUAAAAUAAAGGUGCGAGAACCUUUUAAGUUAAUGGCUAACCAUGAAGAAUGGUUUAAAAAAAUUUUUGAGAAAUGCUGGUCAUGGUAAAUAAUAUUUCAAUGAACUCAUCUAUAAAAAUAACCCACGGAACUUGUAAAAAGUAAUAGGACUACGAAUCUCAUUACGGAUUCAUGCUUCAAUUUCAGGAGAAUGUAAUGAUCGUUGACAGCCCUGGUGUAGGAGAAAGCGAUGUCAUGAGUAGUUUUGUUCUCAACUACCUGCCGCGGGCCUUUUGUUUCAUGUACGUUCUCUGUACAUCCAAUGCUGGAGGAAUUCAGCCCGACAGGGUAAGGAAAAGGAACACUAGGUAUUACAAAUCUAAUCAAAACUAUAAUAACAUUCUCGAACGUGACUAGUUAUCACCCGAUUUGAGCGCUAAUAGGACAGUGUACGCGUCACACUUGUAAUUGGACAGUGUAAUGGGACAUUUAAAGGGACAGUUUACACGUCAUGCCCGUGUAAGUGGACAGAAAAGAGCGCCGGGUUAAAUGCUGUAUUUUCUAUGAAAACAUGUAACCGAUGUCUAGUUUCUUUCUCAAAUUGUGCCAUUGUUUUGAUUAACUUGUAACAGGACUUCGUAUCGUCCAAUUCUGUAAUUAUACUCGUGAUUAAUAUCUCAUUUGUGAAAAUUUCUUGAACCUGUCAUUGUACAUCUUGAAUGUUUGACGCAAUUUUACCUCACCAACCUAAACUGAAUAAAUAGAAACUUGAAAUUUAUUUGUUCUCCUUUUGAGGUGUGCAUCAAAUUUUCGAAUUCAUCACAGGCUUAAACUAUAGGUUUACAGGAAAUCUGCAUGUGCAUGUGUUUUCAACAUAUAAAACUGGGAUUAUGACUACUUCAAAAGACUUUACUAUAUGCAAUAUAGGUACAGGCAGGUGUUGUGAAAAAAGUUUGCUCAGCUUUUUCAUUAGUACACAUUUCUUUUUCUAAGAACCUUGUUUAUCCAGCCUGUGCUGAAUUCUAAUUUUUCAACUAAAUUUUAUUAUUUUUUUAAAUAUUAUUAGAUCUCCUAGUAUCAGUUAAUAUUCUUGUAUUUAAAAUAAUUACAUCAAAUUUUGCAGAUGUAUGGCAGAUUAUUUUUGCUCUGAACCUCCUAACAUUUUACCAUUUGAAGGGACUGGUAUUGGCUAUAAAAGUACAGUCUUUGCACAACCUAUGCACCAAGUUUUUGUUAUAAAAUAUUAUAUCCUUAUCAAAACUAGUUUAUCAGAAUAAGAAUGAGUUACCGGGAACAAGUAUGGCUUUCAUGAUGAUAGUUUUCAGAUUUGAAAAAAAGUCACUGCUUACUAAAAUCCUCAGUUCCUUUGCCUUGAUAGCCCAACCUCAUCAAAACAUUGCCAACAGGAGCGAUUAGCAAAUUAUAGCUACAGACAAGAGGGCCUAUUCCUACAUACAUCCUCUUCAAUCCUGUUAGCUUAUUAUGGUCAUGGCAUUUCAAACAUGGUGUAUAUGCCACAAGUUCCCCAUUUCCCUGACUAAUUAUUUUUUAAUAGUGUUUAUAUGUUGAGGAAAUGGUUAGGUUGAUAUAUAAUACAAAGACUUGCCAGUAGAUAGUUUUAUUACGGUUUUUAUUCAGUGUAACGUAGGGCUGGAAAAUAAACUAAUAAGAGCUCCGCUUUUAGGCUUGGCUAAAUCUAUAUAUUACUCGUGAUUAACAUCUCAUUCGUGAUUAACAUCUCAUUCGUGAUUAACAUCUUAUUCGUGAUUAAGAAACAAAGCUUCGGUCCUAUUAACAUUAAUAAUCAGUUAAGAAGAGGUUCAGUAAAGGUGGGCUUCUCAUCCACAAGAGAAUGAUACCUAAGGAUUAUGCCAUAGUACUGUUUUCAUUAUUGUUUCAGUGAUUCCUUAGAAAUAAAAGUUGCCCUAAAUCUCAGUUUUAGCUUAGAGCUCUGUUUUAAAAUGCUAAAUAGAAGCAGAAAUGGUCGUUACUAUGCUCAUAUGAGCGGCGAGACGCUUCUUUCCCGCUUGCAUUGAUUAUACUAAUGCAGACCCAAAGCAGGACCAACACAUUACAAAUGUUCUAUAUUUUAUUAACUCUUUAAUAUCAUACUUAGUCAACGUCAAUUCAAACUGAUUAGUCUUUUUUUUCCGGAAGAAUAUGACAUCCUAAUCGCUCAUAUUUUCAAGAUAGAUUUUAGACAAGCAUGUGUCGCUAGACACUGUGCGGCUCCUCGGUUCGCUCACUUUAUAUAGCAUCAAAACUAGCAACACAAUUUGGUGAUUGUUUUCUGAUGCUUUGCAAAUACACAUUUUUCACAAAAAUCACCAAAUACUACUUGGGAGGAAAGGGAAGGGUCACCAUACAAAACACGAUGUACUUGGGAAUAGUCGCUUUUAUGAUUCAUCAAAUAUCUUGACUUGCGCCCGAUUGGUCUAAACACACCACGUGAUCGAUUAAUCUCCGACUAAAACAUCCAAGCAAUAUCCCCCAAUUUUCAAACUUACUUCGCUACGGUAAGUCUUCGUUUCGAAUUAAAUUGGAGACGAGAGAGGGUUUUGUGGUUGUUAGAGAAGAAGAGAGAAUUUUUUUUGUUCAUUAAGUCGUACUAGAGAACACUCAAAAGAAAACGUCCCACACUUCAUACAGUAAGUUGAAGGAUAAUAAACACAAUAGCCUCUAUUAUGCGCCAAAACAUGCACUUGUGUUUCUCCUUGGACAUUAUCUGUUCCUCGAAGUUUACAAUUUUCCUCGAAUUUCGCUCUCGGAAAACUGUUCGUCCGCGGACAAAUAUCCGCGUAUAUUUUUGCACCGAAUAGAGGCUACUGUUUUCAUGCAUGUUUCUAUAGCGUAAACAAAGGUAUUUUCCGAAAUAUCCUAUCAGCAAUUGGCUCUAUAUUUGGGAGCGCAGGAUAGUUGAAACAUUUCUUGUCAGACCAUAUUUGCCACGCAUAGGUGUACGAAGUAUCUUACUAAAAGUUGAAUAUAGAGUUUGUCAUGCUCUAGCAAAUAUUCUUAGGUCUUAUUUUAUUUUCCUUUUGUUUUAAAAGUUAGGAAAGCUACUCACGUGCGCUCAAGAUCUGAGGAAAAGUGCCAACUUGGAUUUGUCGCUAUCAGCUGCCUGUACGUUGUUUGUCUGCAACAAAUGGGAUUUGGUUGAGGACAAUGAACGCGAGGAGGUGAAAAAGGAUACGGUCAAAAAGCUCACAAGAAUACUUGGUAACUUCAAUCCGAAAUCACAGAUUGUAUAUUUGUCAUGCAAAACCGCGCAGUUAGCUCAGACCUAUGGGGUAGUGACAGAGGAUUUCAGCAACCUAAUAACAGGGAUUAGUAAUCUCGUAGUUUCGUCCAUGAAGAAUAAUCUGCAGAUGAAUACUAGGUAGGUGAACUUCUGAAUAAUUCUAAGUGAAGCCUUGAAUAUAUAUUGUAUCAAAUACACAACAAAGACAAAACCUUGAGAUGGAAAUUAAAGUUCGAUUACGAAAUAGAAUUGGAAUAAAGAUGUCACUAAGGAGUCAUCAAGUAAGGUAGGAUGCAGAUGAUUACAUGAAAGUACCUAAAACAGCUCCAAUAAUUAUUAUUAUUUAAUGGCAUUGUGCUAUAAUAUAACAAUAGAGUUUAUGUUCGCGGGCAUAAGUGUUUUGAGCCCGACUCGUACUCAUUUCAACCCGAGCCGUUAGGCGCGUUGAAAUUGUGACCAGUUCGAUUCACGUAGCCGAACGCAAUAGCCAACAACAAAAAGAAAGGUUAAGUCCACUGAAAUCUGUAAGACUUUAAAACAUAGUAACUCAGCUCAAUGAAAUCUGUAAAACAUCAAAUCAUGGUAAAUCAGCUUCCAAAUGUAUGUAAAACAUAGCCGAAUGACAGCCAAACAGAUACGCAAAAAUCAACUAACAAGAAUUCAAAUCGCUUAUGUGGUGCAACAUAAUAUCAUAUCGAAUUUUUUAAAAUAAAUAUUUAUUAGUAUAUUUGAAAAAUCAGUACAUUGUUACACUACAUACAUAACUGAAAGGUUAAUUUCUAACAUGAAUACUAGAUAACUUACAUUUUUUUUGACUACGUAUAUUACUGCGUAAUACAAACACAAAUCAUUACAAUUUACUAAUCAAUAAAAUAAAAUAACAAUAGAUUACAAAAAAAAAGAUAAGAAAAAAAAUUAUUUUAUCAACCAUGUAGAGUAACAAUAAAGAUUACAAUUACUUAAAUUCUAUUAAGGUUUUUCAGACAAGGAAUUUUUUGAAGCACACACAACAAAGAAAAAUUUUAAGAUAUCAAGCUAUUUAAAAAAUCACUUCCCCAAACAUUUUCCAUUUUUCGCUAAACAAAUUAAUCUUUUUAGAAUUGAAAGCGAUGUAUUUUUCUGUUUCGUAUUCUUUUUCAAAAUUAUUUUAAAGUGUCUUAGGUCUGGCUUAAUGAUUUUUUGUUUUACAGCUCCAAAGGUAGAUUUAAUUUGUCCUAAAUCUAUUAUAUAGUUGUCAAGAUGCAUUACCUCCUUCAAAAUUCCGAUAAUCACAUCACGUAACGAGACACACCGGCAGCUACUAAGUUUAUUCAAUAUGUUAGUAAGAACCUCAUUCCAGAAGGACUUUUAAUAACAACACUCAAACAAGAUAUGGUAUAUUGUUUCGCGAGUCUCUUGACAAAGAGAAGAAUUUGGAUUUGAAACAACCUAUUUUAUACAAAAGUUCAUUUGAAAAUAGGAUAGAGUUAAACACUUUGUGUUGGAACGAGCGUACAUACGGUUCGCUAGCAACUCUAAACGGUAGGAGGUAUACUUCUAAGGGUUGAUAUUCCCUUAAUUAAAACUCCUCAGUUAGCUUAGACCAUUUCCUUGGCUUUUCAUAUUUAUUUUUCAUCAGAUGAUGGUAAUAAUAAUGGCAUUUGAAGUUUUCUAAAUCAAUAACCGCUUCGAAAAUUGUUUUUUUUAUAUAUCGUAAGUCCAACGGCACAACUUUUCUCAAGCCUGUCUCUACUAAAAAAUUGUCUUUACUAAAUCUUUUCUUUUCACAGUGUUAAAUGACUUGAUAUUUUAAUGCGCCAGAUAUCGUGAACAUCCAGUUCUGAUUGUAUUUGUUCAAUAGCGGCAAUUACAGAUCUUCUCGGAGAAAUAUUUCCACUUCUUUUGUCAACAGCGGGAUUUAAAGGACAAUUAAAAUCACCUCCGAAAAUGAUGUUUUCAAUUGAGUCAAAAUCUAUUUCAAUAAUAGUUUGCAAAACCGCAUGAUAAAAAGAAACUAAGUCAUUAUCACGAUUUUAAAAAAAGGUGGUUUUACCCCGGAGCUUAGCAGAAACACAAACCCACUUUACGAGGCUCAUUACCAUUCCUUCAUAAUAAUACCCUCCAUGAUAAUAUCAUAUCGAUUGGUUGGGACUGUUUUCAUCGUCAAGUUUGAGACUUUGAAGCCCUUUUUUUUCCCCACUUGAGUACUCUUCUUUGUCUGCUGAGGUGCAUUUCCAUAAAAGGAUGGAGGGAAAGCAAGGAAAACCACCCUGAUAAUUUUAAUUAAAUUUUAAAUGUACGGCCCGAUGAAAGAUGUUAUUUUGAAUUCUGUUGAUAAUUCCAUUUACUCAUGCAAACAUUUCAGCCUUUGUCCCACACCUUAGAUGUAUGAAAAAAGAUAUAGUGAAACUGCACGAUUACGCGGACAAAAUCUAUUAGAAGGAGUAGGGAAUUGCCCAAAAGUUACACGGCUUUGUUUCCUGCGAUGAAAAUACACCAUCGAGUGAAGUUGACGAGGAAAAUGCAAAUUUUUCUUGCUUAUGCUAGAAGCUCCUUUUGAAAUAAACGGACGACUUUGAAUGUCCUAACAAGCACUUUUCGAUACGGCUUAGGAAUCCGACCUGCAGGAUGUCAAGCUGUGUUCGUUUUUAUGCUUAAACAAUGCUGCAAGAAGAUUGCGCAAACGUAGCAAUGGGUUUUUGAUUGUAAAUGGCUGCUGUCAUCGUACGAUUUUUUGUUUCUGACUUUUUAUUGAUUUAUUUCAGCAGGCAGAAAACUCAUUUAAUAACCCGAAAAUUUUUCCAUUUGUGCCACAAUGCCAAACCAACUGAUAAUUUGUGGGUCCAAGCGUAUAAGCGUUCUGCGUAUGGUAGGGACCAUAAAUUCUGAAAUAGAAAAAUGCAGAAGACAUUUUUGAUUUUGAAAAAAUACACUUUUCACUUUUUUGUCACUGACUAAGAAAUCAGUUAAAGGAGACGGUUUGCAUCACACUUGUCGUGAGGUAAAAUUGAUACCCAGAAAACUCUUGAUUUUCUAUUAAGGAUUCUAAGAAAUGAAAAGUUAUGCAUUGGUAUUGCCAUUUUAAUUGUUUAGCAGUUUUAAACAUAACAUCAAACAAUCUUUUAUAUGAUUAUUCUUCAGAUGGUUGGAGGAUCUCCUCGAUCGCAUGUCUCGUCAAGUCCGCAUAAAACUGAAGUCAGCAAAAAUGUCUCAUCAGGAAACAGAAGAAAAAAUCAAGAGACUGUUAAGCCGCAUGGAAGAGCUACAGAAUUCUCAGAAACGUAUAUUUGAUGAACUUAGUGAGCAUCAGUUGAAAAUAUUUGAAGACAUCCUCGAGAAGCUAGCUUUGCACUUUAAAUCGGAGGGAACUAUCUCGAGUUUCUGCGACUGGUCUGAAGAAGAGGUCCCCAAACCCCUUGGGACAUGGCGGGAAACAAAGAACGAGGUGUUAAAGUGCGUCUCAGAGAGAACACACCAAUUUGUUCAGCACUGGGAAAACGAAGAGAACGAAUUCGACAGAGCUCGAGUGUCAUUGAUCCAACAUUGUUGCAAAAAGUAUGAUAUAAUGGAGGAAGAAAUGCGCGAAGUAGCAGAAGAUUUUUUUAUCGUCGACGAGGUGGAGGGCGAUCUUCCACAGGAUGAAGGUGGACAAAAUUUGAAACGAUCUAGAGUAAGAGAAAGAUUACAAACAAGUACUGCUCCGCCAUGGCUUCGGCAAGGAUUGGCAUCAGUGGUGAUAGGGUCUCCACUUAGUAUCCUCGGAACCAAACUUAAAAGGAAGCUCCACUACAAAACCAAACUGGACACGUUCCGCGAUGAUCCAUGUGCCUACAUGUCAAAGCGAUCACAGAAAUGCCUCAAAGUUAUUUCUACUAGAGACCGCUUGCUUCCGUUCAUCAACGAACAACUAGAAGACGCCGUACUGUACCUAAGACGGAUCAAGGAGAAGAUUCCAAAGCUGAGAGAAGGUGACGAGCUGAUCUAUCAACGGCUACUUGAAGACGAGAGAGGCAGUACUGAGAUUCGGAAGAUCUACGAGCCUUUAAACAACGAGCUGGAAUCUCUGAGACGCGAAAUAACCGUGUACACUCUGCGAGAGAUCAAGCAGUCUGAUUUCGCAAGAGAAGAGUUAGAGUGCGAUUUUGGAAAUUUAGAUUCUGUCAUUGGACGAGGCAGCUUCUCAACAGUGUUUAGAGGCGUUCUUCAUCGCAAAGGAUCGCCAGAGAUCAUGGUGGCUAUCAAGAUGUACAGUGACUUGCUUACCACUAACAAUGUGUGGCAUUUUGUUGACGAGGAACGUGCUUUAAGGUAUGAAUAUCGAAAGACCAUUUUCUUUCAUACAGUUGUGUUCAUUUGACAGAUCGACUGUAAUUCGUAGUGUCCUGCAUCAGAUUUUGCAUGGUGCCUAGAGUCGGAAAUACUAUAGUUUGCUACACAUGCGAUUGAAAAACGAUUGUGUCCUUGCUGCUUAUAAGUUUAAUGAGAAAUGAGCCUCUUAUCUUUGUCUUAGAAAACUGCGCCAUCCAAACAUUGUGGGUUUUUACGGAACCAAUUUGCACCACGGCCCCAACGGCACCAAAGUGAUGAUCGUCCUCGAGCUUUGCAGUUGUUCUCUCAGAUAUCGAGUACAUACCCAUCCCGAGGAUUCACCCGCUCGAUCGUCGAACGACACAGUCAAGAAGAAAGUGUUAUCAUGGGCACAACAUAUCCUAGAGGCUUUGCAUUAUAUCCACUCAGAAGGAUUCGUUCACCGAGAUUUAAAACUGGAAAAUCUACUGGUAAAUGUGUAUUGAAGUUGAAUUUUGAUUUCUUAAGUUCUCUGUUCAGUCGUCAGUUACUUUUUUCAAACGACAUGUAUAGGGCGAUUUCCCAUCCUCAGGGAAGCGUAGCCUUUUGCACCCUCCCCCGCUCUUUUUUUCAAAAAUAUUCCAGCCUUCAGACGUACUACCUGCCGUACUCUUUACUUGUUUAAGAGUGGAUUUGGGGGUGGGGGGAGGAGGGAGGGGAGGAAGGGCUUUAGGUUUCUUGUGGCUGCACAUUAUGUCUUGGUGAUGAAAAUUGUAUGCUUUAUAUAAUGGAAAUCAACCACCCGUUUCCAUGUUAUUUUGCGUGAGAUCUCAAGCAGAAGAUUGCAUCUCAUGCAGAAAAAAUUCUGCAGCUUUAUUUUGAAUCAAUAGCAGACAUUUUUGGUUGACAAUGAUAAACAAGGAGUCGUUACCUUUGUCGCGGUACCCGGUGUUCAUUACGAUGAAACGCGAUCUUGCAAUCAACCAAAAAAGCACCAACAUGACAUUAGCCAUUUACGGUUUCUCUUGUUCACUACGAUUCUUUGUGAACGAGUUUCAAUUUUUUCAUUAUAGCUGACACACGGCGAGAAAGUGAAACUUGCAGAUGUGGGAGUAGCUAAACAUGAAAAAGAAAUAACAGGUACUAUGGUCGGCACCUCUCUGUACCUGGCCCCUGAAGUGUUUGAGGGUCGAAUCUACAACAGCAAAGCUGACAUGUAUAGUUUUGGCUUUGUACUUUGGGAAAUAUGGUAUGGUGAGCAAGCCUUUCAAACAGCGAUGACAACCUGCGGAGUGUAUCAGCUCGAAAAGAUGAGACAGGGCUGUCGACCUGCUCACAUCGAAGGCACCAAUCAUCCAUGGGAAAUAUGGAAGCAUGUCAUGACUAAUUGCUGGAAUGAAGAUCCACGUGUCAGGCUGACAGCAAAAAAAGCACUGGAAAGUUUUAAGGAGUUGCAGGAGGCUGAGAUUCAACCCAAACGGAAACCAGUACCGCUACCGAGAUCACGUUCGAGGCCACUUUCACAAAGCAAAACGCCUCCUCCAACAAAACCUAAGCCAGCUAGAAGACCAAAUAAGCAAGGUGGAGUGUCUGUUUCUUACUACAAAAAAGUAGAGGCGGAGAGUGUUCACUUUGAAUUAAAAGAAAAGAAGUAACGUAGAGGAGACUGAAAAGAACAAUCGCUUUAUAUCUUAGUAUUCGUUCGACUGCAUUUAAUUUAGGAGGAGGAGGUCCCUGAAAUCAGGGAUGUAACCAAAUUUUACUCAAAGCCUCUAACGAGCUCCAGUGUACACUAAUCGUGUUUUUUAAUGGUAGUUCGUAAACGGCGUGGAUUACAGAUAGUUCCCAAAGGUAAAUUUAUUUCUUACUCGACAACCGUUUCUCCAAUUGAUUGAAGAGAAGCUACACAAUUUUUUUUUAUUUCACUAUGACACCAUGUUGCCUUUUUAGGGCAUCGGGACGGUCAAAAUAUGCCAAAGAAUAACUCAAUAGAUCAGGCCAAAAAUACGGCCGGAGAGCGGGGCAAAAAAAUGGCUUCUGUGAACGAUCAAACUUUGAUAUUUUUUCUCCGUUUUUUUAAGCUCGUCUUCUUAGGAAAAUAACUUUUCAGUGCAGCAGAUGUUAUCUGACUGUGAAUACAUGAAACUCAUAAAUGAAAUGCAAACUAUGUGAACUAUAUAAACUGUGAAAUGCGAAGAUCGCUUUCAUAUCUACAGAUGUUAUCGUUGGUCAUGGUUUCGUUUGUAUUGUUUCCGUCUUUCACUCAUGCCUUCGGGGCUCGGAAAAAAUACAGCGCAACUCGCAAAAUAUCCGCACCUAUUAUAUAUUUUAAUGAUAAAAUAAGGUGUAUUAUCCCUAAGUAAAUCAAGUUAGUCUAACUUGCCGUCAUCGAUCAGUGCAACGUCUUUGACUGUACAAGGAAUGAAUCAUAAACGUGUUAUAUCUAAGAAAUAGUCCGUAUACUGCAAUACGACUGAAAUUAACUCAUGAUAGGGCGAAAGGGCAUCAGAGCCAAUGCAGCAAGGAACCCCUGUAGCUAGACUUCGUAGGGAGUCCUGGAAUAAAGUUCACAAUUCACUGCAAUGUAUCUACUAAAAUAUCGGUCUUAAAUUUUUAGUCAUUCGGCUUGGAACAAGAGUAUUGAAGGACGAGCCUAUUUUAAAUAAGUUUUUUUGGUUUGAAGCAGGUUUAACUAGUGUUAUUGAGUGACAUUCACGCUCCAGCUAUAUCAUUACAUUAAGUGGCUAUAGCGAGCAAUGAGUUGCUGAAAUCCAUUAAUAAAACGUUAAAACCAACAAU
Molecule: messenger RNA, 13204 nt
Organism: Pocillopora meandrina
Lineage: Eukaryota; Metazoa; Cnidaria; Anthozoa; Scleractinia; Pocilloporidae
Source: the annotation of a GenBank genome assembly